AUGUCAUCUCCACCUCUGAAAGAUCUUGUAGAAGAAUGGAUAGCGUUGGAUCCGAAUCCUGAGACUCGGAAAGAAAUCCAGGAUCUAUGGGACAGUCGCAACGUAGAUGAACUGGAGAAACGUUUGAGGACACGUAUUGAGUUUGGUACUGCUGGAUUGAGAGGCAGAAUGGAAGCUGGCUGGUCUCGCAUGAACGAUCUCAUUAUUCUCCAAACAUCCCAGGGACUUUCUGAUUAUGUAUUGGAACAUGUUAAAGACGCACACAAUCGCGGCUUAGUCGUUGGUUACGACCAUAGACAUCACUCUGAACACUGGGCCCAACUUACGGCUGGAAUAUUUAUCUCCAAAGGCAUUAAAGUCUACCUUCUCCGUGGGUUCAAUCAUACACCGAUGGUACCUUUCAGCGUUAAACAACUGGGAGCUGCAUGUGGUGUUAUGAUUACAGCUAGUCACAACCCCAAACAAGAUAACGGAUACAAGGUCUACUGGGAAAAUGCCGUUCAGAUUAUCGGUCCUCACGAUGACGGUAUAUCGAAAGCUAUCACGUCGCAUAGUCAUCAAGGAGCACCAGCAAGCCAAUUGGACAUAUUUCAAUCUAACCUUCUUGUCGACAUGACGAAACAACUUCAGACCGAAUAUUUUGAAUAUCUGGGAAGCCUACUGACUAACCGAGAGCUCAAUUCUGACUCUGGUAAUAAGUUUGUAAACACCUCCAUGCAUGGCGUCGGUGAUUAUUUUGUGAAGGAGGGAUUUUCAAUUUUCGGAUUCCCCUCGUACACGCCGGUAAUUGAGCAACAGCAACCUGAUCCUGAAUUUCCUACUGUGAAGUUUCCAAAUCCAGAAGAAAAAGGAGCAUUGGACCUUGCUCUGGCGACUGCGGAAAGGGAAGGGAUUAACUAUGUCUUAGCACAGGAUCCUGAUGCAGACAGGUUUACAGCUGCUGAAAGGAGAGCAACUGGUGGAUGGACCCUCUUCACUGGUGACCAAUUAGGCAGUCUGUUUGCAAGCCGAGUAUUUGAAACAUACAAAGCUUCUGGGAAGCCAAUUGAGAAAUUAGCAAUGGUUGCUUCUACUGUCAGUUCAAAAAUGAUUCAGUCGAUGGCCGAUGUGGAGGGGUUCAAAUUUGAGGAGUGUCUUACAGGAUUCAAGUUCAUUGGCAACACGGCGCUCCGCUUAGUGGAUCAAGGUUUCGAUGUACCAUUUGGAUACGAAGAAGCCAUUGGAUAUAUGUUUGGCUCGCAAGUCAGAGAUAAAGACGGUGUCGCCGCUACGAUGCUUUUCGGAGAGCUUAUCGCUGCACUUCGACGUCAAGGGGAAACCGUGGAAGGACAUUUAGAGAAACUUUAUAAAAGAUACGGCUACUUCCAGACGAGCAACAGUUACUUCACUUGCACAGACCCCAAGAUCACCGACAAGAUUUUUGCUCGGUUGCGCAAGUAUAAUGUAAACCCGUCGCUAUCAGGGGCAGUGUACCCGAAAACCCUUGCUGGCCUUGACAUCAAUAGGGUGAUCGACCUGACCACUGGUUACGACAGUGGAAACCCUCCAACUUACAAGCCAUCUCUUCCUCUGUCUUCUGGGCAUAUGAUCCAGAUCAGGGCAGGCAACCAGGAUACUAGCUUGGACAAGCGGGACUGA
Molecule: messenger RNA, 1638 nt
Organism: Psilocybe cubensis
Lineage: Eukaryota; Fungi; Basidiomycota; Agaricomycetes; Agaricales; Agrocybaceae
Exons: 20
Coding region: 1-1638 (545 amino acids)
Biological process (GO): purine ribonucleoside salvage; carbohydrate metabolic process
Molecular function (GO): phosphopentomutase activity; magnesium ion binding
Source: RefSeq, a predicted model, not a curated record